Messenger RNA from Miscanthus lutarioriparius, 795 nucleotides. The record is from the annotation of a GenBank genome assembly. NCBI's taxonomy places the organism in Eukaryota, Viridiplantae, Streptophyta, Magnoliopsida, Poales, Poaceae.
AUGCCUAGGGGCAUAAAGAACUUGACAGGACUGCAUGCUCUGCAAAAUGUUAAAGCUACCUCAGAGACUCUAUGUGAUGUUGCAGCUUUGACAGAGUUACGGACAUUUUCAGUUGACGAUGUUACAAGUGAACACUCAUUAAUCUUGAGGAAUGCUCUUCUGAAGAUGAGAAAUCUUGUCAGUUUGUCAAUUACUAGUAUGUCAGAUACAAAUGAGGUAUUGCCACCGGAAGAACUCUGUUUACCAGAAAGUCUUUGUAAACUUGGACUGACAGGGAAGCUCAAAAAGAAACGAAUGCCUCAUAUUCUGUCAUCUUGGUUGCACCUUAACAAUCUCACUCAACUCUAUCUGAUGUCCUCCAAACUUGAUGAGAAUUCAUUUCCUACCCUCAUGGUGUUGCGUAGUUUAUGCUUAAUUACCCUUGACAAGGCUUAUGAUGGACAGACAUUAUGCUUUCCUUCACAGUCAUUCUCAAGACUGAAAGAAUUACGAGUAUAUUGUGCUCCACGGCUCAACCGAGUUGAAAUAGAAGAAGAUGCACUGGGAAGCCUUGCUAAGCUAUGGUUUGUGGAGUGCCCAGAACUCAAGCGCCUACCGCAUGGCCUCAAGUAUCUUACGAUGCUUGAUGAAUUACAUUUGGUAAAUACGGCAGUUGAGCUUAUACAGUUGGCAAAUGAAUGCGAGGAAGAACUUAUGAAGAUCAGCCACAUUAAAAAGUUUACUAUCAUAUCAAAUGAUGAGAAAAACUUUAGGCGAAGAAUUGUUUCCAACGAAGAGAAUGAAUUCGCUGGCUGA